ACCGUAAAACGUUUCUCAAAAUGGCCAACUUCCUGGUUUCUCUAAUUGACAACAAAAUCACUGUAAACAGAGGAUAAAGAAGCCAUGUGGGAUUGGCUAACAUCCAAUCUGCGUCGCAGGUGUAGACGGCGCAAUGACAGAAAUCAGACAAGAAAUCAAGCAGAUGAAGAGCCGAUGUCAUCAGGAUCUGAACUAAGAAACUUCUUACAUAGAACUAGGGAACAGAACAUUCCGUUCUUCAGACCUUCAAAUCUAAGUAGUGGAUCUCCUCCAAAGUGUCUGAGCAGACUUACGUGCUCAGAUAUACUAUAUGGGAAUCGGAUUGAGGACUUCUCAACAGAUUGUUGGUUAGAAAAUCGGUUACACCAUUUUGGACUUCCCGAGCGAGAUCAUCAAUUGAUGUCACAAUCGGCUGCAUUAGCACCUUUGUUUGAAAGUGACGAUGACAGCAUAACAACAAGUAAUGACUCCAACAGUAUUGUAGUUGACUAUAAUGGCCCCAGCACAGUUUCAGGUCAUGGUUCAUCUCAAAAUCCUGCAAGAAUUGCUCUCGAAGAACUGUUUAUACCCUUGGGUGAAAGUGAAAGUGACACUGAUGUGGAUGGGCCUUUUAACUACUCAGAUAUAAUUGACCCACCUCCAUACAGCGAAUAUAGUGAUGACCCACCGACAUACGAAGAGGCAUUGGCUGGUAAUGAGGGUAUGGCAAAUACAGCGCGAUCCCGAAGAAGCAAUACCAGUCGGUCGACCUCCUCAACCCUGGCAUUCAUGUGGUAGAAUUGGACACUUGAAGCGUUAUAACCGUAUAUUAUUAGCUUGCAUAUUAAACAACUACAAAUCUGAUUUAAUUUUGUAAAAAUAACAAGUGAUAUUGAUUUGUCAUGACUUACAUGUACAAGUCUUGCAUUGAACACUUGGAAAGGUAACUGUUUUGCUGUGAUUGGGACAUUGCAUUCUGGUUUAAAUAUUACAACAGUAGAACCUCUUUCAAGGAUGGGCAUAUUGAGUGGUCAACUGAGUAUUGACUGGGCCAGUGGUCAAAACUGGUAAAUAAUUUUAACCAGUAUUGUUAUAGUUAUAGAUACAUCUGCAGCCAUUUGUAUAAAACUGGUUAUUUUCUGGUUUGGUUAAAUGUUUAUUGAUUGGUCAGUAUUUAUCGAAUAAUGAUGGUUGACCAAUUAAAUUGCUUGCAUUUGCAAACCAACCAAAAGAUAACAUGUGGAUAUGUUUUCCAGUUGUAUACCAUUUGUUCCAGUUCUUUUUGUUUUUCAAUUGAGGUAUGUGAACAAAUAUUAAUGUAAACUCUGUUUAAAGAGGAUCACUUUAUAGAUUCAUUAUUGUUAUAUAGUUUAUAAUACUUGGAAAUUUAUAUUACGCUGAAUUUUAUUCCAACGUUUCUGUCUGUUAAAUUUACAUGUAUAUAUAUAUAGGGUAAUGCACUUCAAAUUAUGAACAUAUUUCAAGUUAAGGUUGUAUUUGUGAAUCAACCUGUGGUUUUGUAUCAUAUAUACAUUUCAUGCACAUUAUUAUGUUGUAAACAGACUAGGAAUAAUUGUAUAUCCAAGACUUGGGUAUUAUGUUCUUAACAUCUAUAUACAUGUAACUAACAGGUCUUUGUCUACUUCAUGUGUUAUGAAUAUUGGAAACCCUUGCUUUAACUUUUCAUCCAACUACACAUACUUGUUCACAGUUGCCAAAAAUGGCCCAAAUCAGGAAAUUUUCAAUGGAAUUAUGUUGUAUUUAGUUUUUAAUUUAUAUACAUGUAUAUCUUAUUGUGUCAAGUUUUCGUUCCUUUAAUCAUCAAAAUGGUCAAAAUUAUAUAUGCACACGCAGUAUUAUUAUCAAUAGCUACAGUGUAUCAUCACAUGGUUUAACAUGUGACCUGGCACAUGUAUACCUGUCUUUUCGGUUUUGUUUUCUUAAAAUGCCUGGCAAUAAAGCAUCAACCAAUAGUGUAAAGACAGGCAAACAAAAGCUUUUAUGCUGAUUUGUGACCAUGCAGCUUAAUUUAAUCACAAUGACUUUGAAAAUUACACAGCAUUUGGAUUUAAGAACUCAUUUAAAUUUUGCAGCCAACUUUUAAAAAGGGAAACCCUUUAAAAGUCUUUGAAAAGAAAAUAGAAAAACAACAACAUUAAAAAUGAUUUUUAACCAUUUAGUGCUUGACUGUGUGUAACAUUUAAGCCUUUUGGAUACUGAAAUGUUCAAGUGAAAAUAUGCCUAUCCAUUGUGCUCUACCUGAAACUGGCAAUGGUAGUAAGCUAAAAUAUUUGAAAUUCACAUACAGUUGAACACCGUUGGCUUAAAAUUCAAGGGACUGGCGAAAAUAUCUCACGCCUCGGAUUAUUCGAGCCAAGAGGGAAUGCUUAUCCUCAGUAUAAAGAAAUCGGUCCUUUACAUCCAGUUUGAGCCAAGCAAGUUCAAGCCAACAGGGUUCAACUGUAUAACUAUAUAAUAAAUUGAUCAUUCUUUUGAUAGCAUUUUGAAAAUGUUGUUGACAUAGUGAUAUUGAUAUCUUAUAGGUAUAGGGUGAACAUUAAAGGACUAGUUAACAUCGUUUGAUGAACAUUUCUAAAUUAAAGUGUUUUUAAUAAAAGUGCACAAUAUCUGAUAUGGCACUUAACAUGUAAGGGCUAUAUUGACUCAAGAUCAAGCGCAUAUUGUUUUGACUAUACUUGACUUUGAUGUUUGUAAUUACUUUCAAAUUUCAUUCACAUUGUUUUCAUUGUUUAUUUUGUAUCUUGUUACUAAUUAUCUUUGAUCAUUCUCAAGUUGUUAUUACUGAAUUUCAACAGCAUCCUCUACUAUUUUGACAUUCAUAUAUUGCAUUUGUAAUUAUGCCGUAUGUGAAAUAAAUAUACAGAAAU
Molecule: messenger RNA, 2867 nt
Organism: Mya arenaria
Lineage: Eukaryota; Metazoa; Mollusca; Bivalvia; Myida; Myidae
Exons: 2
Coding region: 85-777 (230 amino acids)
Source: RefSeq, a predicted model, not a curated record